Messenger RNA from Phoenix dactylifera (date palm), 2919 nucleotides. RefSeq names its product pumilio 23 (gene PUM23). Lineage: Eukaryota; Viridiplantae; Streptophyta; Magnoliopsida; Arecales; Arecaceae. Gene Ontology annotation, molecular function: RNA binding. Gene Ontology annotation, cellular component: 90S preribosome; preribosome, small subunit precursor; nucleolus. Gene Ontology annotation, biological process: endonucleolytic cleavage to generate mature 5'-end of SSU-rRNA from (SSU-rRNA, 5.8S rRNA, LSU-rRNA); ribosomal small subunit export from nucleus; endonucleolytic cleavage in ITS1 to separate SSU-rRNA from 5.8S rRNA and LSU-rRNA from tricistronic rRNA transcript (SSU-rRNA, 5.8S rRNA, LSU-rRNA). The record is from RefSeq and is a predicted model, not a curated record.
CCGCGGCUUGCCGAUUUGCGGCUCACAGCUGAUCGCCGAAAGACCUAGGGCUGGGCCUGCGAGCCUCUCCGCCGGAACGAAGCCAGUUCUUAGGGUUUUAGCAGAGCUAGGGUUCGUAUUCCUUUUCUGAAGUCAGCUCCCUCUACGAAACCUCCCGCGUAAAAUCGCCGUUCGCGGUUCCAAGUUGUACCAUGUUUGAUUGAACAUUUUAUGGCUUGUUUUGGUUCAAAAACCCUUCGACGGAAAGAACUCAGAUCAAAUACUUCAUUGGAUAUGGGCGAAGAGGAGAAAUUAUCCAGGAGAAGAGGAAAGAAGGACAAUAAAAAUAAAAAACCUAGAAAAGGGCCUCUCAACUUGGCUGAGGAUUUCUCAUCAAAGCAAGAGGGAAUAAAAAAGAACAAGAGUAAGAAGCAGAGCAGAGGGCAUUCAAAUGCAGUCAAAGAUGGUCCCCCUGAAAACUCAUCAAAGGUAGCCUGCAAAAGCGUGAAAACUAAGGAGUCCUCGAAGCAUCAUUAUCCGUCAGAACCUAAAGCACCCACACUCAGCUGCCAUGCAGAAAAAAGGUUGAUCCAGAAACUGCAAAGUACUUCUCAGAAAUCACAAAUCUAUUUCAAAACGGUGGCAUUGACUUAGAGGAGCGUUCUGCCAUCUGUGGCAAUGCCUUAGAAGAAACUAGAGGGAAAGAAGUGGAACUUGCAACCGACAUGAUUAUUAGUCACACCUUGCAAAAUCUUCUACAGGGUUGUGAGUUGGACCAGCUAUGUGGGUUUCUACAAAACUGCGCAAAAGAAUUUCCUGCCAUUGCAAUGGAUAAGUUUGGAUCUCAUGUGGCUGAGACAGCUCUCAAGUCUGUAGCUACACAUCUUCAGGAUGAAGGAUCCUAUUCUUAUAUCGAAGAAACAUUGACCAAGUUAUGUCAGGUGGUUGUUCUUGAUGCUGUCAGUGUGAUGUGCAGCCGCUAUGGAUCUCAUGUCCUCCGAAGUCUUCUUUGUCUUUGUAAGGGAGUUCCAUUAGACUCCUUGGAAGAAUUUCAUGUGACUAAGUCAUCUGCUGUUCUGGCUGAGCGGUUGAAUUGUAGGCCAGCACAACCAAGCGGAAAUAAUUCCAAGAAUUUUCAACAUGGAUUUGCGGUUACAUUUAAAUAUCUAAUCAGGGAAAUGCUAAACCAUGCCAAAGACGAGAUUGCAACUCUAAGAGUCAACAAGUAUAGCAGUUUGGUUUUGCAGAGUGCAUUAAAGUUGUUAGUUGGGGAUGAUCAAGAAUUGUUGCAUGCAAUUUUAAUCCUUCUUGGCUGCUAUGAAGAAAACAUUGCUCAGGAAAAUUUCAUUGAUAGUGCAAGAAAACAAGAAAUUAUGGCUUUGCUUGAAGAUACUUCUUGUAGCCAUCUAUUGGAGGUCAUUAUUGAAGUGGCCCCGCAGAUUCUGUACAACGAGUUGCUGACUAAAGUGUUCAAAGGGUCAUUACUUCAAAUUUCAUCUCAUCGUUGUGGCAAUUUUGUUGUGCAAGCAUUAGUGUCUUCAACAAAAACCAGUGAUCAAAUGGACUUGAUCUGGGAGGAGCUUGGUCCAAAGUUUAAGGAACUACUUGAAGUUGGGAAGGCAGGUGUCAUAGCUUCUAUUUUAGCAGCAUGCCAACGGCUUCAAACCCAUGCCCAUGAGUGUUGUCAGGCCCUUGCUUCUGCAGUAAGUUCAGAUUCUGAAUAUCCCAGUUGCAUAAUUCCACACAUGCUAUUUCUGGAGAGCUACUUCAGGGAUAAAUCCUGUUGGAAAUGGCCUCUGGAUGGCAAGAUGCACGUAUUGGGUUGUUUGAUGCUACAGACUAUUUUUAGAUAUCCAAGUCAACUUAUUGGGCCAUACAUCUCCAGUAUUACAUCUAUGGAAGCUGAACAUAUCUUCCAAACUGCCAAAGAUGCUGGAGGAGCCCGUGUUCUUGAAGUUUUCCUUUGUUCUGAUGCUACUGCAAAACAAAAGCUUAAAGUUAUUACCAGACUGCAAGAUCAUUAUGGAGAGCUUGCAAUGAAUCCUUCCAGCUCAUUCACAGUUGAGAAGUGCUUCAAUGCUAGUAGCAUGUCUCUGAAAGAGGCUAUAGCAGGGGAGUUGCAUGUCGUGCAAGCAGAACUUUCCAAGACAAAGCAUGGUCCAUAUCUCUUGAAGAAGCUAGAUAUUGAUGGAUUUGCAAAACGACCUGAGCAAUGGAAAUUGCACCAAGCAUCAAAAGAGAGUGCAUACAAAGAAUUCCAGGCUACAUUUGGAUCCAGCAGUAAAUCGAAUGAACAAAAUGUACCAGUACACCAGUCAUCCCAGGAAUCCUCAAGGAAAAGGCAUAAAGGACAUGGGAAAAUGGAUGAUAACAUCGGUCAUGGUCGCAUUUCUAAUGCUGGUGCAUCUUCCAGUGCAGAAUAUCCUGGCCUUGAGAUCUCGAUGGCGAAGUUGGGUUUCCCCGGGCACAAGCAAGGUUUCAAGAGAAAAGGUUAUUCAGAUGAGAACGAUGCCAAAGAAACUCUUAGCAAGAAAUUUAUCAGAAACAGCAUUGAAACUUCAUUUGUGAGGAAAUCUGGGAAGAGAAAAUCGUCAGCAACUGAGCUAGCUGAUCUUGCUGGGAAGGAAACAUUGAGCGCACGUGAAGUUCAAGAGCUCUUUAAACCAACAACCAAGACUGAAAGGCAGCAGUCUGGAAUGGAAAGAACACCUUUUCUGAAGAAACAGAAGAGGUGAUUUUGCAGGUUUCUGGCCAGUGUAUGUUUUGAUUUAUAUGACACUAAUGACACUAUUCGAAAUUUAUAUAAUUGUUAAAUUAUAGAUGAAGUGGAGAGGAUCGUAGGAUUAGAGCAGAAAUGUCACCAGUGACUGGGCAUCUUAAUUUUAUUGAACAUGUGGUGUGAUGUAGAGGAUUAAAGAAAGAGGUUUUCCUUCUUCCAUA